AUGGCGCCGCCGCCAUCCGCAUGGGGGCCGGGAGCUGCCCUUCUCAAAGAUGGCGGCCCCGCCCAGGCGCUGCUUCGGCCCGCCCGAAAGAAGCAUGGCAGCAGCGGCGUCCCCCGGAAGUCCCACGCCGCAAGGCACGCACGCGCAAAAACCUUCACCCCCAACAUCAUCAGCAGGAAGAUCAAGGAAGAGCCGCGCGAGGAUGUCUCCGUCAAGAAGGAGAAGAAGGAGCGGGAGCGGGAGCGGCAGCGCGACGGGCACGGCCGGGGCCGCGGCCGGCCGGAGGUCAUCCAGUCCCACUCCAUCUUCGAGCAGGGCCCGGCCGAGAUGAUGAAGAAGAAAGCCGGCUCCUGGGACAAGACUGUGGAUGUGUCCGACUUCGGCCCUUCCCACAUCAUCAACAUCAAGAAGGAGAAGAGGGAGACGGACGAGGAGACGAAGCAGAUCCUGCGCAUGCUGCAGAAGGAUGAUUUCCUGGACGACCCCGGCCUCAAGAACGACAUCCGCAACAAGCCGGUGCAGCUGCCGCUGGCGCAUUCGGGCUGGCUCUUCAAAGAGGAGGUGGCCGAGCAGGAGGACGCGCCGCCCUGGCCCCCGGGCACCGAGGCCAUGGAGGAGGAAGUGCCGGCGCUGAGAGUGAAAGAAGAGCCGUGUGACACCGAGGAGCCCAAAGAGGCGCCAGCGAGGGCGGCGCCGGCCAGGGCCCCCCCCGGCUGCCCGCGGGACGUGGCGGUGGCCGAGCUGCUGCAGCGGCUGCGCCUGGCGCCCGACGAGGAGCUGCUCUUCCUGCAGCUGCCCGACACGCUGCCCGGGCAGCCGCCCACGCAGGACAGCAAGCCCGUCAAGACGGAGCUGCAGAGCGAGGAGGGCCAGGUGCUGCUGGUGAAGCAGGAGAAGAGCCAGGAGGCGAGGCAGGCGGAGAACACGUGCACCCUGGCAGACCUGCCCGAGGGCCAGGUGGGGAAGCUGCUGGUCCGCAAGUCGGGGAAGGUGCAGCUGGUGCUGGGCAAGGUCACCCUGGAUGUGACCAUGGGGACGCCCUGCUCCUUCUUGCAGGAGCUGGUGUCCGUCAGCAUCGGCGACAGCCGCUCGGGCGAGAUGAUGGUGCUGGGCCACGUGCGCCACAAGCUGGUCUGUUCCCCGGACUUCGAGGCCCUGCUCGAGCACCGGCACCGGUAGCAGGAGCCCUGCGCGGCGCCCCGGGCCCCGCGGGCGGCUCGGGAGCGUCCUGCAAGCCUGGACAUGGAGCAUCCUUC
This is a messenger RNA of Nothoprocta perdicaria, 1256 nucleotides long. It is a transcript of the gene POLR3D, whose product is annotated as RNA polymerase III subunit D. The coding region runs from base 1 to 1179 and encodes 392 amino acids. Gene Ontology annotation, cellular component: RNA polymerase III complex. Gene Ontology annotation, molecular function: DNA binding. Lineage: Eukaryota; Metazoa; Chordata; Aves; Tinamiformes; Tinamidae. The record is from RefSeq and is a predicted model, not a curated record. The transcript has 8 exons. Gene Ontology annotation, biological process: transcription by RNA polymerase III.